This is a messenger RNA of Mastomys coucha (southern multimammate mouse), 2414 nucleotides long. RefSeq names its product meprin A subunit beta (gene Mep1b). The transcript is spliced from 13 exons. The record is from RefSeq and is a predicted model, not a curated record. NCBI's taxonomy places the organism in Eukaryota, Metazoa, Chordata, Mammalia, Rodentia, Muridae. Gene Ontology annotation, molecular function: zinc ion binding; protein binding; metalloendopeptidase activity. Gene Ontology annotation, cellular component: membrane. Gene Ontology annotation, biological process: proteolysis. Bases 201 to 2261 code for a protein of 686 amino acids.
UGCACAGUGAGCAAUGUCUUCCCCCUAAAGUCCCCUGACACUCAAGGAAGUGGAAAGGACGGAGCACACACUCAAAAGUCUCCUGUCUAGUCCCCAAUCUGGCUCACAGGAGGCUCAAUCGAUUAGAGUCCCCAUCGAUUAACUAAUGCAAGCUAAGGGAGCAUCCGAGGCAAAAGCAUUUCCUUCUGAUUAUGUGAUUAAUGAGAUUCUUUUUCCUUUCAAUUUCAGUCAAAGACAUAGAUGGGGGAAUCGAUCAAGACAUAUUUGAUAUCAAUGAAGAUUUGGGGCUGGACCUUUUUGAGGGAGACAUCAGACUCCAGGCACAUGUGAAGAAUUCCAUCAUUGGAGACCACUACAGAUGGCCACAUACCAUUCCAUAUGUUCUAGAAGACAGCUUGGAAAUGAAUGCUAAAGGAGUUAUCCUCAAUGCGUUCGAGCGCUAUCGCCUUAAAACGUGCAUUGACUUCAAGCCUUGGUCUGGAGAAGCUAACUAUAUAUCAGUGUUCAAGGGCAGUGGGUGCUGGUCUUCAGUGGGAAACGAUCACGCUGGGAAGCAAGAGCUGUCCAUUGGGACAAACUGUGACAGAAUAGCAACAGUUCAACAUGAGUUCCUCCACGCCCUGGGAUUCUGGCACGAGCAGUCCCGCGCUGAUCGGGAUGAUUACGUCACUAUAGUUUGGGACAGGAUUCAGUCAGGCAAGGAGCACAAUUUCAACAUCUACAAUGACAGUGUGUCUGAUUCCCUGAACGUCCCGUAUGACUAUACCUCGGUAAUGCACUACAGUAAAACCGCUUUCCAGAAUGGAACCGAGUCCACCAUCGUCACGAGAAUCUCAGAGUUCGAGGAUGUGAUUGGCCAACGGAUGGACUUCAGUGACUAUGACCUUUUGAAGCUGAACCAGCUGUACAACUGCACUUCUUCCUUGAGUUUUAUGGACUCCUGCGAUUUUGAAUUGGAAAAUAUCUGUGGCAUGAUCCAAAGUUCAGGGGACAGUGCUGACUGGCAGCGGGUUUCACAGGUUCUCAGCGGUCCAGAGAACGACCACUCCAAUAUGGGCCAGUGCGAAGACGCUGGCUUCUUCAUGCAUUUCAACACCAGCGCUGGGAAUGAGGGGGCCACAGCGAUGCUGGAGAGCAGAGUACUGUACCCCAAGAGAGGGUUUCAGUGCUUGGAGUUUUAUCUGUACAACAGCGGAAGCCGAAACGACCAACUGAAUAUCUACACCCGGGAGUACACUGCAGGCCGGCCAGAUGGUGUUUUAACCCUUCAGAGAGAAAUAAAAGAAAUACCCAUGGGGAGCUGGCAACUUUACUAUGUAACAUUGAACGUGACUGAAAAGUUUCGAGUGGUGUUUGAAGGACUCAGAGGCCCUGGCGCAUCAUCAGGCGGUCUGUCUAUCGACGACAUCAAUCUCUCGGAAACAAGGUGUCCUCACCAUAUCUGGCACAUACAGAAUUUCACCCAGCUUCUUGGCAGCCAGUACACAAAUGUGUACAGUCCUCCAUUUUAUUCUUCUAAAGGUUACGCUUUUCAGAUUUACAUGGAUCUACAAUCCUCGACGGAUGUAGGAAUUUAUUUCCACCUGAUCUCCGGUGCCAAUGACGAUCACUUACAGUGGCCGUGUCCUUGGCAACAAGCCACAAUGACACUCUUGGACCAAAAUCCUGACAUCCGACAGCGUAUGUCCAACCAGCGGAGUAUAACCACAGACCCAACAAUGACCAGUGAUAAUGGAAGCUAUUUUUGGGACAGACCUUCCAAGGUGGGAGUGGUGGAUGUUUUCCCUAAUGGAACUCAGUUUAGCAGAGGCAGAGGCUAUGGAACUUCUGUCUUCAUAACCCACAAGAGGCUGAAGAGCAGAGAGUUCAUAAAAGGAGAUGACAUUUACAUCUUACUGACCGUUGAAGACAUAUCUCAUCUCAAUUCUACGUCAGCUGUCCCAGAUCCAGUUCCCACCUCGACUCCCCGUAAUGCCUGCUCUGAGGUCGAAUGUCAGAACGGUGGCAUCUGCACUGUCCAAGAUGGCAGAGCUGAGUGCAAGUGUCCUGCGGGAGAAGACUGGUGGUACAUGGGCAAAAGGUGUGAGAAGAGAGGGUCCACCCGAGACACUAUUGUCAUCGCUGUCUCUUCCACGGUCGCCGUGUUUGCUGUGAUGCUAAUCAUCACUCUUGUCAGUGUCUACUGCACCCGGAGGAAAUAUCAGAAGAAGGCUGUUGCAAACACGGCAGCCAUGCAUCUAGAAAACCAACAUGCGUUUUGAAUAUUAACCCACGCCAGCAGGUGAAACGAAAAGAGGCCUUCCAUCGUAGAAGAAUAUUUCACUCAAGCUGUGUGACAUUCACAGCAUUCCAAACCAGAUUGUCUCUGUAAAUAGCUGAAUGCAUAAUAAAUCAUUAUUUUGGUAAAAGUCAAA